AUGUUUUGUUUAAUCUCUUCUUAUUUUAAUAUUUUUCUUUCAAUUUAUUUAUUAUUAAUAUUAAGUCAAAUCACUAGUGAAAUUGAACAAAUAGAAAGUAUUUCAACUCGAAGUACCAGAGCCGAAGGUAUUUUACUUUGUGGAAAAUUACCAAUAAAAGGUGCUUAUAUUCGUCUUUUUAAAAGUAAUUCUGACGAUUUAAAAGAUGUAUUAGCUACAGCCACAACUACUGAUGGAGGGAAAUAUAUAAUUGCGGGUAAUACAGCUAAUUAUCAGGGAACUGAAGCUAAUAUCGACCCUUUUUUAAGAAUUUAUCAUAAAUGUGAUGAUAAAGAAGGGAAGAAAGGUUAUCGUCAAAUAACUUUACGUUAUCCUAGAGAAUAUGUAACCCUUGGACGAGUCCCUCGCCGUCUUUAUAAUUUGGGAACAAUGAAUGUUCAAUUAGAAUAUCCGGGUGAAAAACGAAUUGACGAAUUAAAAGGAAUUUAAAGAAAAAUAAAGA
Messenger RNA from Meloidogyne enterolobii, 502 nucleotides. The record is from the annotation of a GenBank genome assembly. NCBI's taxonomy places the organism in Eukaryota, Metazoa, Nematoda, Chromadorea, Rhabditida, Meloidogynidae.